Messenger RNA from Amphibalanus amphitrite, 338 nucleotides. Its product is annotated as voltage-dependent T-type calcium channel subunit alpha-1I-like. The transcript is spliced from 3 exons. The record is from RefSeq and is a predicted model, not a curated record. The annotation marks the transcript as partial. Gene Ontology annotation, cellular component: neuron projection; voltage-gated sodium channel complex; plasma membrane. Gene Ontology annotation, biological process: membrane depolarization during action potential; neuronal action potential; calcium ion import. Gene Ontology annotation, molecular function: low voltage-gated calcium channel activity; voltage-gated sodium channel activity. Lineage: Eukaryota; Metazoa; Arthropoda; Thecostraca; Balanomorpha; Balanidae.
CGAGCGGGUCACCAUGCUGGUCAUCUUUAUCAACUGCGUCACCCUGGGCAUGUACCAGCCCUGUGAGGACACCAAAUGUGUCAGCAGUCGCUGCAGGCUCCUCGAGGUGGGCGAUGACGUCAUAUACGCCUAUUUCCUGGUCGAGAUGCUGAUCAAGAUGGUGGCGAUGGGGGUGUACGGCGAGGGCACCUACCUUGCCGAGAGCUGGAAUCGGCUUGACUUCUUCAUCGUAGCUGCCGGGCUGAUCGAAUACUGCCUGAACGUGGAGAAUAUGGAUCUGUCUGCGAUACGAACCAUCAGGGUGCUGCGGCCUCUCAGAGCCAUUAACCGGAUACCCA